CCAUGGCGGCCAUGAUGGCGGCUCUGUGCACCUCUAGUAACCGGAAGCGGAAGUGACGUCUGACACAGCUCUGGGACCGCGUUGGAUGUCCGGUUGAAACAGAGAUGAGCGGGGAGAACGUGAAGUUGUUUGUGGGGAAUCUUCCUUUAGAUGCAACUCACGAAGAGCUCACCAAGCUCUUUGGGCCGUAUGGAGAGAUCAACACCUGCUCUCUGCUCAGACAGUAUGCCUUCGUCACCUUGAAGGGAGAGGGGGCAGCUGACAGGGCCAUACGACACCUCGAUGGUAAAGAGUACAGAGGCAGGCCCCUGGUAGUCGAGGAGUCACGUGCACGCCCGCCCAACUCCACUAAAGUGUUUGUCGGGAACCUCAGCGCCACAUGUUCAGCAGAUGACCUCCACGGGCUUUUCUCAACCUUUGGAAGAGUUCUUGACUGUGAUAAAGUCAAAGCGAGACUAUGCUCAAAUGUCGGCUACGCGUUUGUGCACAUGGAGAGGAAGGAGGAGGCCGUUGUAGCGAUUGAGGCUCUCAAUGGGACCAUGUACAAGGGCCGUCAGUUAGCUGUGGAGCUGUCCAAAGCUCAGCCUUUGAUCAACCAGAUUGUAUCAGCCGGUGGCAGGGAGGGUCUUCUUCCUCGACCACAUCCAUCAUUAGAGCAUCAUCAGAGUCAGGCAGCUGUGCUCGCAGCUGCUGCAGCUGCUGCUGCCGGACUACCUAUACAAGUUCAACAAAGCGUCCAUAACUCCUUCUAUAACACCACAUCCUUCGACCCGACCUACGCUGCUCUGAAGGGGAUAACAAGCUCUAAAGGUGCUGACGGAGUGAUAUACGGCGCUCUCGCCAGCCAGGUGUACGGAACUGUUGCUGACCAGGUGUACCACGAUAUAGCCAAUCACAAUCCAGGAGUCAGUACGGUUGUUGAAGAAGUAGAACCUCAGCCGAGCCCAGAUCCUACGACUCUCUUUGAGGCUGCAAGAGCCAAGUUCUUCCAGGAGGGACAGAAGGUUUUGGCAGAGCAGCAGGCUGGGAGGAAGGCAGCAGCUGCAGAAAAUGAGCGGGAUCGCAGCCCAAUCAGAGGAAACCGAGCCCCCCUCCUCCCUGACCCAGUGCCAGGUUCCUUCGCUCAGGCUCGACCCAAACGCCGCGCGCUGCUGCCGACGCCACCUGGAGCACCUGAGGAGGCUGCGCCUGCAGCCACCACACCUGAAGGGUCAGAUCCUGUAGCUAGGUCUUACUCAGAGUACUACCAGCAAAUGCAUCAGUACCAACAGUACCAACAACAGUACCAGCAACAGUACCAGUACCUCCAAUAUGCCUACACCAACCCUCCCCCUCCGCCCCCUCCUCCUCCAGCCUCCACACAGCACCAGGCCUCCACGACAGCCCCGCCCCCUCCCGGAACAUACUCUGCACCCCCGACCUAUGCCGCACCGGGUGCCUACGGACCGCCCGGAACGUACGACGCCGCGGGAGGGUACGCCGCCUCAGCCGGGAGCUACAACGCGUCAACCGGGAGCUAUGAUGCCUCGUCAGGAAGCUAUGACACAUCUGGCGGCUACGGGGCAGCGGGAGCAUAUGAUUCAUCGGGAGCUUAUGCAGCAGCAGGAAGCUACUCCGCAUCCACACCGUAUGAGCAGACACCCGCACACGGGCAACCCAUGCCCCAGCGCCAUGAUUACCCUUACCACACGCCAGAACCUCCUUAUCGAUAGUCCCAGACCCCCAACACUCCUUCCACACUGCAGAUGUGUGUGUGUGUGCGUGUGCGUGUGUGUGCGUGUGUGUGUGUGUGUGUGUGCAUGUGUAUUUACAAAAGGGACAGUUUAAAGAGGAAGUGUGGACCGUGAGCGAGGUUGUAAUUCCAACAUGCUUUUAACUUUAAAGCGUGUCUUUUCACGAUCGUACGCGAGUCUCCAACGAGCUCUCGUGUCAGUUGUUGGCUACUGAGUUGAGUGGUUGAUUCCACAGGUGAACAGGGUCUGUGGACGGGUAGACUGAGGUGGAUGAUGACCAUAGAGGCACAGCUGGUUCCUUGUGGAAUGUUAAAGAAGCUGAAAUGCUUCAGAGUACAAAAUAAAAGCAGUGAAGUAGGGAAAGCAUUUUAUUUGUACAAAAUAAAACCCAGUUUUUUACUCAAAACAUGCAGAAUUAUCCUCCUAAACUUUAACACAUCAGUCCAAAACUGCCAUCCCUUUUAUUGAUCUCAUCCGAGGUGAAGAUCUAGACCCACACAGGAGCCCCCUUUGGAAUAUGUUACGGUCUUCAGUUCAGAUUCAGACCACCCUCCACCUGAUGGGGGGGAUACACGUCGGCAGGAAAGUGAAGCAGAACUUUGAAGUAGUUGAUCGGUCAGGUUGUUGUUGUUGCCUUUGCUGGAGACUCUUAUUUUGUAGAGAUGAAGAAUGUUUGUUUCGGUUCGGGUUGUCUGGAAUGUGUUUCUUUAAGUGGCGAUCUAUUCAAACCCACGUGUGACUUUUUAAACUUCGACACCAGGGUAAAAACACAGAGCGGAUGUCUGAGCGUUUUCGAUGAAAUCAAAGUUUAUAACUUGGAUGUUUUCCCAGAAGUUUUCUCUCUUUUCCCAGAAUCUCUGUCCAAACAAGGCCAAAGAUUGUUCCCUCUAGAUCUUCAAACUGGGACCUCUGCAGUCUAUUCCUUUCUCUGAUCCUGAGGAGACUCUUCCUCUCGCCUCGGUUAAUCCUGUUUGAUCCCAGGUUUGUUUUUAUGUUGACUGAAGAAGCGUUGAUUUUUGGUUCUGUAUACAUUUUAAUUUAUAAAAUCUAGACGGAUGUCAGUGCGCAUUUUUGGCCAAUUAUGUUAAAAAUGAGCGAGUGUACAUGAUUCUUUAAUAUCUGAUUCAUUUUGUGACAUUUUCUAUCACAGGCGUUUGUUUCCGGUGUCUUGCUUCUGCUGCGACGUCUUUAGAGGAGAAGUUCGGCUUGUUUUCGUACCGAAGAAUUAAAAGAUUUGCUACUCGUGUAAAUACUUCAAAUCUUAUUUUAGAAUGAAAAAAAAAAAACAUGCCAGAUUUGGUGAAACAAGGAAAACAUUGACUGUUAAAGUUAAGAUGAAGUGAUUGUAUAUCUUCCCCAACGGUUUGAGAGGAGUUGAUGAAGCGGGUCAGCUCAGAGGUCGUUCUGAAGAAGUGGUCUGCUUCGGUUUUGUGGUUUCGGUUCUUAAAAACAGGCGGGUAGUGAUUCACGAUUCAAGCUGAGCGCAGGUAUCCAUGUGUUUCUUUGAACAGCUGUGCAGUGGUGUGUUGCUGCCGUCUGUAGGGUCAUUGACCGAGUGGAUUUGAGGUGAAAGUCUUCGUGCUGAAGGUUGUUUAGACUCUAACAGAGGUCACUGAUAUCCCUGAGCAGCAGUGAGAAGGGCCAACGACCUCUUCCUCUUCCCUCUUCUCAUCUCAGCAGGAACACACACACCUUAUUUUGACACUUUGGCUUCUCUGCAUUGAUAAUAUAUAACCCUCUGACAACUCCACUGUUACUGUUAUUCUAACUGGGUUCAUUGCAGAUCACACAUGAGUCUAAUACAAAUGCACACCUGGUUCCACCUGUAUUUUCUGACUUCUAGCAUCUGUUCGUUCGUGAUCAUACCACACACUAGUUAUUCAUCUGAUUUCUUCUUAUUCACCACUUGAGUUGGUAGUGCUUUGUUAGGCUUAAGUGACACACAGCCUACAUUAUUCCACCUUCUUCCAUGUGAACUGUUAGUUGCAUGCCUUGUUGUUGCUGCUGCUCCAGCCACCUUCUUCCUCUUGCUGAUUAUUGCAGCUAGAGUGGGAGGGAGCCAAACUGAGCCCUUGCCCUGGACGUACGCCACACGCAGCUCUAGCGUGGGACGGGGAAAACAGCAGCGUUAGGCCUGAAAAUGCUGUGGACGAUGGGGUGUCCCCCUACUAAGGUAAACACUCAGACCACACACUCCUGCCCCUCCCCGAAACACGCGUACAAACAAACACACACUCAUACAUUCACACAGAUACACCUGUGUCAAUACUUCCUGUUCCUUACCUGUGUCUCCGGGAGUUAUUUGUCAGGAUUUCAGAUAUUUUUGCAAAACGGAUCCUGCCGUCAGUUUUUAAGGGAAGACCGCCAUUUUCCUGAUUUAUAUCCUCAAAUUUUUCCCCCCAAGUUCCCCCCCGCUCAUACAUUCCUGCUCACAAACACAAGAUGGAGACGCCUUAGUCUAAAUCCGCACCCUCUCUGAGGCAGUCGUGAUGUUGUAAGUACAUCCUGUACCCGACAGCCUGUCGUUCAGGAGCACCAGGCUAUCGCAGCCAGAGCUGGACAUGGGACAUUAAGCUAGGAUGGGUUGUUUUAGUUUUUGUAAAUGCGCCCCUGGGGCCACUUUGGGGUUAAGUGCCUUGCUUAAGAGCACAUCGGUAGGCCCUUCAUUUCAGAGUUGAAUAACCUGGCUCAGGAUCGGUUGCUGGUUCAACGCUCAACUUCCCCCUGCCCCUUAAAACGACGAUUUUUGAUGCCGCAUUCAACUUGUUUGAAUGACAAUGAAAACAAAUAUUACAUUUUGUUUUAAAUUACAUUUUGUCCUAUGUUCUUUGAAAUGUUUAAUUAUCAAUAAAUGAAUUUCAACAGAC
This is a messenger RNA of Notolabrus celidotus (New Zealand spotty), 4600 nucleotides long. Its product is annotated as RNA-binding protein 4-like. The transcript is spliced from 8 exons. Gene Ontology annotation, cellular component: cytosol. The record is from RefSeq and is a predicted model, not a curated record. Lineage: Eukaryota; Metazoa; Chordata; Actinopteri; Labriformes; Labridae. The coding region runs from base 105 to 1712 and encodes 535 amino acids. Gene Ontology annotation, molecular function: mRNA binding.